Rotaria sordida is the source of this 2700-nucleotide messenger RNA. The record is from the annotation of a GenBank genome assembly. NCBI's taxonomy places the organism in Eukaryota, Metazoa, Rotifera, Eurotatoria, Philodinida, Philodinidae.
AUGGCAUCCACAACUUCAGCACCAUAUGAAAUUCUUCGAGCUCAAAAGACCGAUAACAAUUAUAAAUUACGUGUAGCAUAUCGUGCACGAAUUCAUGAAUACAAAGAAGAUCGACUUAAAAGCCCUGAAAAUCGUAAAAUUACAGCCGAACAAUUUCGACUUAUUUGUCGUGCUUAUGAAGCGGUAUCUGAUCAUGAUAAACGUAAAAAAUAUCAUAAUACAGAUGAAUGGAUAUCACAUAUACCUUUACCAGACUAUACAUUACAACAAUUAGCUGCUGAACCUGAGCUUGUGGAUGAAUUGAAACGUCGUUUGCAAAAAGCUACAUUAAAUACAAUAAAUACACAAGAUCCGUUAACAGGAUAUACACCACUCUAUUGUGCAGCACGUGCUUGCAAUAUAGAAGCUGUCUACUAUUUAAUAGAACAAGGAGCUGAAUCUGAUCUAUCACAGAGAACAGGAAGUACAGCUCUACAUGUCAGUACUUUUUAUGGACAUCCAGAAAUAGUUCGUUGUUUAUUAGAAAGUGGAGCCGAUUAUCGAAAAGAGAAUUCUGAUAAAAGCACAGCUGAAGCUGAAUCUUAUGAUGAUAAUGUCAAACAAAUGUUUGCUAAUUUGAAAACAACACUUUUUGUACAAGCAGCUGCAAAUCAACUUGCUUGGCUAAAGACAAAUUUUGAUAAUACCAAGUAUCAUAUUGACGAACAAUAUUAUGUACAAAGACAAACAUUACUUCAUUGUGCUUGUAAAAAAGGUUAUUUAGAUCUUGUUCAAUGGUUAAUCAAAGAACGUUCAGCCAGUCUAAAUAUUGUUGAUGUUAAUUUAAAUUCAGCUUUACAUCUUGCUGCUUAUGGUGGACAUAAUUCAGUUGUAGAAUAUCUUCUUAAUCAAGGUACUAAUCCACUUUUAGAAAAUAAAUGGUGUAUGACAGCUGAAGGAGAAGGUUCUCUUCAUGGAGAACAAAUUAAAAAUCUUUUUAAAUCGAUGCGCAAACGAGAUAUGUUUAAAAUGGCUGCUGAUGGUAUCCUUUGGUGGUUUGAAUAUUAUUUUGAUGAUAAAUCUCCGAAUACAGUUAAUGAUGAUGGUACAAGUGUACUUUAUGUUGCAUGUCGUCAUGGUCAAACAUCGAUUGCAAAAUGGCUUUUGGACAAGGGCGCUAAUGUUAAUAUAAAACUUUUAAAAAACCCAGAAAGUACACCUUUACAUGGUGCUGUUUAUCAUGGACAUAUUUCGACUGUUGACUUACUACUAUCAUAUGAAGCUAAUAUAAAUAUUAAAAAUAAGAAUGGUGCAAUUGCUUUUGAUGAAGCACGAACAAAUGAGAUGAUAAAACAUGUACAACAAUAUCGAAAUAAUUUAGAAGAUAAUAAAUUUUUCGAUGUACAUUUAUAUGGUGAUGGAAAAAAAUCUGGUAAUGAACCAUUAGCAAAAUUAAAAAUACAUUGUCAUGCUGAUUAUAAUGAACUUGUGAAUGCAAUUCCAGAUUCAAUGCGACCGAAAUAUCCAUGUUUUUCUAUAGCUCGACGUCCAUUAAUAUUUGAAGAUGAUAAGACCACAGUUCUAUCAGCUGUAUAUCGUGCUCGAUGUGGAGCAUCGAGAUUCUUUCAACUACCACUAUGUAUAACAGCACAUGAAAAAGCACGUUAUAUGAAUGCUGGUCAUUAUCUUCGAGAUGACCUUUCUCUUAGUGAUGCGAAAGAACUUGAUCAAACCUUUAAAGCGGAAUGUCCGAAAUUUACAAUGAAAAUUUUUCCAUCUACUACAAGUCAAACAUUUACUAUUAAAAAUUUAUCGUUUACUUUUCCGAGUAAUUGUGUUGAUAAAGAUGUAAUAAUUGAUGUUGAUUAUAAAAUGCCACCAGACAUAGAUACAGGUAAAUUACCUGGAUGUGUUUGUCUUUUUCAAACAAGAUAUGUUAGCAGAUAUAAAUUAAACGAUAUGCCAACAGUAUCACUUAUUAAUGAACCAAAUGCUCGAUUAUAUCAUUUAGCACCUUUAUCAUCUUAUUGGUUUUCUUACAGAACAGGACAUGCACGUUUAAUGUCGAUAGGUGAAACAAUACAUGCUUUUAUUCGUCAUGUUGAUAUUAUUCCUUCUCAAUUUACUCUUCCACCAGAUAUGUUUAUUCAGGCUGCUGUUGGACAAUUAUUUCAUAUUCGUGAUAAACCUGUUUCUUGUCUAUGUUUAAAGAUUUGUGAACACAAUAAAGGCAAGUUUCCUCAUAUUGCUUAUCAUGGAACAAAUAUAAAAGUCAUUGAAUCGAUUCUUAUGGAUGGACUCGUUAUGCCAAGUACAGUAGUUUCUAGUGGAUUCCGUGUUUGUCCACCAGAAAAUCAUAUUGCUCGAGGAGUAGAAGCUUUUGGUAUUAAAGAUUUUUCAAAUGGAAUAUUUGUAACACCAAGUAUUUACUAUUGUUCAGAUCCGGCAUAUGCAAUUACAUUUACAUAUAAAGACGAACGACUUAUAGCUGUUUUAGAAUGUACUGUAAAAAAAGAAUCAUUCUCGACUCAUCCAUCUACUGUAAAGACAUAUGUUGCUCAUAAAGGUGAUGAUAUCAAUGCAAUUGAAUGGCGUUUGGAAAAUACAGCACAUAUCGAAAUCAUAUCUGUACUUUUGAUUCCUGUGAUAAAAUCAAAAACUGAAGCAGUGAAAGCAAGAACCGAGAAACUCAAAGAUCAUCACGCUUGUCGGAUCUCAUAA